Messenger RNA from Mustela erminea (ermine), 2346 nucleotides. RefSeq names its product apolipoprotein F (gene APOF). Gene Ontology annotation, biological process: cholesterol metabolic process. Bases 1092 to 1970 code for a protein of 292 amino acids. Lineage: Eukaryota; Metazoa; Chordata; Mammalia; Carnivora; Mustelidae. The transcript has 2 exons. The record is from RefSeq and is a predicted model, not a curated record.
AUUUGUGAUCUCUGUCUGUCAAAUAAAUAAAUAAAAUCUUUUAAAAAAGACAAGAAAUGGGAGAAUCUGACAGGAUCCCCAAACUUCCCUGAACUGUUGAGAAGCAGCAGAGCCUUGAGACGCUCCAUGGAUUUGGACUCCAGGAAUUUCAAGCAGCUGGGCUGGAUGCCUCUAGAUCCAGUUCAUCCUUCUCCCAGUUGUAGGAUUGUGUCCCAGUAGCUUUCUGAAGACAUUCCUCUUGUUCUAGAAAACUUUUUCUCCCCUCCGAUUUCCUUUUGCUACUUAGGGCCCCUCCUGGGACUGAGAGGAGUGAGUAAGAUAGAAGGGACCUGGGAUUUGUUCAUUAGCCUAAUGCAUUUGGCUGUCUGCCAGAGUUAGAUGAUAUGACCAGCGAGGAACCUGUAUGGUAAAAUGAUGGGGGUUUUGUACCAGUUUUUAGGAGGCACCUUAUGCCAUUGUUCCCUAUUUUCCAGACUAUAGUUUCUCAUCUAGACCCUCAGAAAUGAGCAAUGAAGAUCAAUUCCUACACUAAUACAAGCUCAGAAAGAGGUACUAUCAGGGUAAUGCAAGUGUUUAGGGUAUUGUGCUGGGAUAAUGAGAUAAAACAAAAGUUGCUCUGCUUUGAUCUGACUUGCCAGUAGGUUGUAUUUUCUCAUUUUUUUACCUGGUAAGUCCAUUGAAAUCCAUUUUGGGGUCUCCUGCCCAGAAAUCCUUGGCAUCCCUGCCUUUUGCCUCCCUGCUUCUCCAGAAGGGACUGAGGCAUUUUUCCUGAUCUAGGUUUAGGUCUAGAGAAAUCCUUAUGGUGACAGGGAUAUGAGGCAGGAAAAGCAGUAGCCACAAAGAGCAAUGGCCCUCCUUUGUCAGCAUGGGGCAAAGGUGAGGGGGAAAAGCCUGAGCCAGGAAGAGGUGGAUAAAUAUUUGUAAGCAUAUGUCCUUCACUGUUUUCAGAAGGGCCAACUUGUUUUGACUGCAGUGUAGAGAAGGUUAGCAUUCAGAUUAGAGAAGCACUGAGGAAAGGACGUGUUUGGAUCGUCUUAUCGUCUUGUUCCUCUGACUUGUUUCCUUCUGGAGCAGCAUAUUCUGUUUCAGACAUGUUUGGCCUCAGAUUCAUCACAAUACAAGUUGAGUUGCUUCUUUGCUACCUCCUGCUGUACCCUGUGGAUGUUAUUUCAUAUGGAAACCGGACAAAUAUUCCCUCAUCCUUGAGAUCCUGGCCACCUUCCUCAGACCUCUUGUCCUGCCAGACUCUGCUCCCAAAGUCCCUGCCUGGCUUUACUCACAUGCCUCCUCUACCCAAGUUCCUGGUAGCUCUGCCACUGGUGAUCGCCCUGGAGAAAGCUGGUUGCCAGGCUGAUGUCUGGACACUGCAACUUCAGCUGUACCGCCAGGGAGGUGUAAAAGCAACACAGAAACUCAUCCACCAUCUUCAAGAACUCCAGAAAAGCAGAAGCACCUUGAGGGCGGUUUCAGGGGAUGCCCUAUUCUCUGCUCUACAGUUUUUGGCCAGGGAACGAACAGGCCCACCAAGGGCCCGACGCUCCCCCCCUAUCAAUAACUGUGAGCAGAAGCAGGAGCAAGGUGUGUACAAUAUAGUCCGAUUGUUGCCACAAGUGGGAACCUUCUACAAUCUCGGCACAGCUUUGUAUUAUGCUGCUCAGAAUUGUCCAGACAAGGCCAAGGAACGAGGCCAAGAUGGAGUCGUAGAUAUGGGUUAUGACCUUCUGAUGACCAUGGCUGGAUUGUCCGGGGGACCCACAGGACUACUAAUCAGUGCUGCACUUAAACCUGCAGUGAAGGCUGGGAUUGAACAGUUGAUCCAGUAUUUCGAAGUGAAAGAGGCAAACACGGCUCUACCAGCGAUCAGCAGGGAGGUCUUGGGGGGGGCCUCAGGUGUGAGUGACCUGGAAGAAACAACCACCCGGGCCCUUUGGUCUUGGUUCAGCGGCCUGACUAGUACAGGACUUAUUUAAUGGCUAUGACUUAGAUCCUGGGAAUGGCAGUCUUGGGAUAUAAAAGCUGGUGAUCACAGAAUGAAUAAAUCUAAUAUUUUGACAAGCUGUAAUGCGUAUAUGUUCAAAAUCCAAAUCUCUGGCUGUUAUCAAGGAGGAAGGCAAUGCUGUAAAAUGCAGGAAUUUUUAAGUUUGGGGUUUGGAGUCCGAGGAUUUAGAUUUGAAUCCAGGCUCCCCUUGUAAGAACCUCAGUAAUCACUGACCAGUAACAACUUUUCUCCAAGCUCAAUUUUCAAAAUGUCUGUGAUUAUCAUUUUUCACCUGUAUGGGUUUUGUGGUAAUUAAAAACCAAACAAUGAACCUCAAGUUCUUAGCAAGGUACUAUCAAUAAAUAUGA